This is a messenger RNA of Gopherus flavomarginatus (Mexican gopher tortoise), 4177 nucleotides long. It is a transcript of the gene SLC5A5, whose product is annotated as solute carrier family 5 member 5. Lineage: Eukaryota; Metazoa; Chordata; Testudines; Testudinidae. Gene Ontology annotation, molecular function: sodium:iodide symporter activity. Gene Ontology annotation, cellular component: membrane. The transcript is spliced from 15 exons. The coding region runs from base 1068 to 3047 and encodes 659 amino acids. Gene Ontology annotation, biological process: iodide transmembrane transport; thyroid hormone generation; sodium ion transport. The record is from RefSeq and is a predicted model, not a curated record.
CCUGCUGGCUAAGUGACUCCUGAAAAACGCUUACAACCCAGAGCUGCCCAGAUAGACUGAGAAGCUGCUUCAUCCCAAAGGGUCUAGGAUCGCCAAGGAGUCUCCUGGGACAUCCCAGCUCCUGCUGGCAGCAAACUGUUUUCUUCUGUCCUGCUCUUGUUUUCCUGGCAGUGUAGUGGGGUUGGAUUUAGUUAUUUAUUUAUAUGCUUAUGAAAUGUCCUGUAAAACAAGGCUUUUAGGAAUCUUAUAUAUAUAUAUAUAUUUUAGACCCGGGAACAUUUUGCUGAGCACAGCACAGGUUUGGAAACUGCUGCCUUUUGAUCUUCUCGCCUGUAUCAAUUUAACAGGUCGCUCUUUUUUUAUUUUUGAAGCUGGGUAUUUUCUUUCUCAAGCUGUCGCCUUUUGUCUUUCCAGGCACUCGGUGGGAAGUGCUGAGAGUUGUUAGCAUUGGUCUGAAUAGACAAAACAGGUUGGGUUUAGUUUUUUGAUCAGCCUCAACUGAACUUGCUUUAAUUUCUAACCACGUGUUUUUAAAAUGCUGAAGUUCUCGGCUGUUUCAGUUUGUAAAAUAUUUUGAUUUUUCAGAAAGGAUCCAGGCCCGAGGUUUUUGUUUGUUUAAAAAAUAUUUGUCCCCCGCUGGUGCAGACACUGUGUGUAGAGACUUCUCUGCGUCCUGCAUUCAAACCGUGAAUUUCGGUUUCUGAAACACUUUGAUUUUCAUACACAAUUUGCUGUUUUUGUUAGUUUAAAUCAUUAUUAUUUGUUCCUCUCUCCCACGGUGAAAUUCCCGUGGUUAAUUGCAGGGUUUUUUACAGCCUUUUGCUGCCUAUCUGUGUGUCUCUAUCUGCGAUUGUCUGUCUGUGGCCCUAUCUAGGCACGUUCCAAACUGCCCCUUCUUUGCUAGCGGAGCUCUCAGGUGUCUGUGUUGGACCAGUGAGUUACGGCACAGGGCCCCGUUGCAGGCCUAGCUGCUGCUACCAGUUGAUUUGCUUGCGGGGGGAAUAUUGUGAAACUGAGGUUUGUGCGUGCCUGAGGCCGGGGGCGUUGCUCAGAUAGCAGCUGGACCGAUGUCCCAGGUGGGCAGCAUGGAGGUUUUCAUGCCAGAGAUGCUAACGUUCAACCUCUGGGACUAUGGAGUAUUUGGUCUGAUGCUCCUGAUCUCCACGGGGAUCGGGCUUUUCUAUGCCCUCUCCAAAGGUGGGCAGAAGACCAGCGACGACUUCUUCACCGGGGGGCGCCAGAUGUCGGCCGUGCCUGUGGGGCUCUCGCUCUCUGCCAGUUUCAUGUCGGCCAUCCAGGUGCUGGGUGUGCCCGCGGAGGCCUACCGCUAUGGCAUGAAGUUCCUGUGGAUGUGCCUGGGGCAGAUGCUCAACACCCUGCUGACCGCCUACCUCUUCCUGCCCGUCUUCUACCGCCUGGGGCUGACCAGCACCUACGAGUAUCUGGAGCUGAGAUUCAGCAGGAAGGUUCGCCUGUGUGGGACCAUCCAGUAUAUCUUUGCCACGAUGCUGUACACAGGGAUCGUCAUCUACGCCCCUGCGCUGAUCCUCAACCAAGUGACCGGGCUGGAUAUCUGGGCGUCUCUUCUCUCCACUGGAGCCAUCUGCACCUUCUACACCACCAUAGGUGGGAUGAAGGCUGUCAUCUGGACAGAUGUGUUCCAGGUGUUGGUGAUGCUCUCUGGAUUCAUCGCCAUCUUGAUCCAGGGGACGCUGCUAGUGGGUGGCCCCAGCACCGCCCUGGAGAUCGCAUUCAACCACUCCAGGAUCAACCUGGCCGACUUUGACCCAGAUCCCAGGAGCCGCUACACCUUCUGGACCUUCACUUUUGGGGGCACCAUGGUGUGGCUCUCCAUGUACGGCGUGAACCAGGCCCAGGUCCAGCGCUAUGUGGCCUGCAAGACGGAGAAUGAGGCAAAACUUGCUCUGCUGGUCAACCAAGUGGGCCUCUUCUUCAUCGUCUCCAGCGCGGUGGGCUGUGGCAUUGUGAUGUUUGUGCUCUACAGGGACUGCGAUCCCCUCCUGGCCGGAUACAUCUCUGCCCCCGACCAGUACAUGCCCUACAUGGUCCUGGAUAUCUUUGAGAAGUACCCGGGCGUGCCCGGUCUCUUCCUGGCUUGUGCGUACAGCGGGACCCUCAGCACCGCGUCCACCAGCAUCAACGCCAUGGCAGCCGUCACUGUGGAAGACCUGGUCAAGCCCAACAUGCCCUCCCUGUCACCGCGGAAACUCACCCUCAUCUCCAAGGGACUCUCGUUAAUCUAUGGCACCUCGUGCAUCACGGUGGCUGCCUUGUCUUCACUGCUGGGAGGCGGUGUGCUGCAGGGUUCCUUCACCGUCAUGGGAGUGAUUAGCGGCCCUCUGCUUGGAGCCUUCAUCCUUGGGAUAUUCAUACCUGCCUGCAACACAGUCGGGGUUUUUGCAGGCUUGGGGGCUGGUUUUGUCCUCUCCUUCUGGGUGGCCAUGGGGGGCACUAUCUACCCACCCAGUGAGGACACCAUGGGCGUGCUGCCCUACUACGGAGACCUGUGCCCGCUCUACAAUAUUACCGAGGGGAUCAACAGCACUAUCGUCCUGGGACCUCUGCCUCCUCGGAACGUCUCUGCACCCCUGCAGAGGCCGGCCAUUGCCGAUGACUUUUACGCCAUGUCCUACCUCUACUAUGGGGCUUUGGGGACGCUGUCCGCCGUGGUGGUGGGGGUGCUGAUAAGUUACCUGACAGGUCCUACCAAGAGGAGCCAGAUGCCCCGGGGAGUGCUCUGGUGGGACAUUAUUAAGGAGACAUCUUUGCCAGAGGGCAGGAAAAAACCCUUUGAGGACAGUCUGACCAAGGACUCGGAGGACUCCCUCACUCUGCAGAAGAAGCCGUUCAGCUCCUCCACGCUCCUGCUGGCAGGGCUCACGGGCAGCGAGGAGGCCGACUGGGCGCUGCUGGCGAAGCAGGCGGAGGCGGCCGCCCCCUCGCAGUGCGACUCCAAGGAGUUCCUCUGGCUCUGCCGCCCUGUCGACACCGGCUGCUGCCACCUGCUGCGAGAGACCAAUGUCUAGGGCCGGGCAGCGCCAUGGGCUGGGCCGACACCGCUGAGCUCUGGCCCAAAGGGGAGGCUGCGCUGGACUCACCCCAGAGCCAGCAGGGGGUGAGGGGAACGAAUCCAGCCCCCACCUCAGUGAGGGAACAAAGGACAGAGCAGCCCUGGGCUGGCCAACCCCUCCACAUUCCCCCACCAGGACAUUCGCGGGGGUGGGGGGAGUAUUCUCAGCACAACCAGGUGAACAGUUACAGCACCCCCUGCCCUGCACCGUCCCCCUCCAGGGGUGCCCAGGGCUCUGGCUGGCCGGGCAGAGGCUGACACUGCAAAGCGGCAGCAUGAUGUUGCCUGGAUGCUGCAGGCGCCAGCCCGGCAAACGCCAAGUGGGUGGGGAAGGCAGUAGCUGCAUGGAGGGGCCAAGCUGCAGCAAGUGCUUAGCCCCGUGGCCGUGACAGAGCAGGACCUUGUCUAGAGCUGCCCAGCCCCUCCUGGCUGCUAACAUAGUGACAGAUGGAGCCCUAGGAUUUAGGUUGGUGGUUUCUGGGGAAACUGAGGCAGGGAGCAGGCAAGGGGCUUGGCAAGUUGGAGAAAGGGCCAUAGAAAGAACCCUGGAGUCCUCUGCUGAGCACCAGAGCAGCACUCACCGUGUAAAGGGCACCGGGGGGGAGAGACCCGCACCACCUGCUCCUCCCUUCUGAAUCCCUGUCCCAGGCUGCCACCCGGCACUAAGUACCACAUCAGCUCAUUUUAACCGGCGUGGGGCAGGGUUAGGCUGAGCUCAGGGGGACAGAUGGGGUUGGGUCAGCUCUGCCCUGGCCUCUCAGGUCAGCAAUUAGGCUGCAUCCCCAGCAGCAGUAAACAGCAGCUGAUUUCCAGCUGGGGCUGCGGGACAAGCUCUCUCCUUGAGCAGGCUCAGGCAGCGCCAGUGGGGCCCGACCUGGGGUUUUUAGGGAGUGUUUGGAGUUGAGUGACUCGCUCCAGGCUCCCUCUGGCAGCAUAUCAGCCUGGCUUCAAGGCUCCUGCUUCUUGCAUAACUCCUCCGGCCCGAAGCACUUUAUCGACCCAUCACAGUCUGGACCUGCUCAGGAAAUAUCUUAUCAGCCCAUGCGCUAUCUUAUCAGGGGCACACAAGCAUGUGUUGACUGCAAA